Messenger RNA from Theobroma cacao (cacao), 510 nucleotides. Its product is annotated as NAC domain-containing protein 101-like. NCBI's taxonomy places the organism in Eukaryota, Viridiplantae, Streptophyta, Magnoliopsida, Malvales, Malvaceae. Gene Ontology annotation, biological process: regulation of DNA-templated transcription. Gene Ontology annotation, molecular function: DNA binding. The record is from RefSeq and is a predicted model, not a curated record.
AUGUUCGUGGGAUUCGGCUUUGAGCCUUCUGACCGGUCUUUGAUGUGCUAUCUCUUCAGCAAAGUCACUAGCAAGUCUAUGCUGCAUCUUGAUCAAGUCCAAAUCAAGGAUUUUGACUUAUAUGGAGAGAAAGAACCUUGGGAAAUAUGGGAUUUGCAUGGUGGGUUUAAUCUUCAAUCCGAUGAGGAUCUCUACUUCUUCACUAAGUUGAAGAAGAAGUCUCAAAACGGUUCAAGGAUCAACCGUUCUGUUGGUACUGGUACGUGGAUGGGUGAAGAUUCGGGUAAGCCAAUAUAUUCUCGAUUGUCAGCAAUACAGCCCUUGGGGUUCAAGAGAAGGUUCCGAUAUGAGGGCGGAGUGCCGCAACAAGUAGGUCAGUGGAUCAUGCAUGAGUAUAGUUUUAAUACUACUUUGGUACCUGAGAAUGAUCAAGGUUACGUGCUUUGUCGAGUAAGAAAGAAUGAUCGUGAGGAGAAGAAAGCUGAGAAAAGAAGAAAGCUGAUUACAUGA